AUGAUGUUCCUCUCCGAUGUGGCUACUGCCUACCGAUGGUCGACUAGACUUGGCGUUGACUGCAUAGCGCCCCUGGACUGGAACUCAUCGGCGCUGCCGGUAGGAAAUGUGGAGAUUUCCGGGCCGAUACGGCUUCUGGGUACGGCCGGCUGGAAAGUGGGAAAGUCGAACCUUCCCGUCAACGUUCGGACGUACCAUGACCCUGUAUCGUGGCUUCUCUGA
Molecule: messenger RNA, 222 nt
Organism: Colletotrichum graminicola M1.001
Lineage: Eukaryota; Fungi; Ascomycota; Sordariomycetes; Glomerellales; Glomerellaceae
Exons: 1
Coding region: 1-222 (73 amino acids)
Source: RefSeq, a predicted model, not a curated record